Molecule: messenger RNA, 1903 nt
Organism: Cucurbita moschata (crookneck pumpkin)
Lineage: Eukaryota; Viridiplantae; Streptophyta; Magnoliopsida; Cucurbitales; Cucurbitaceae
Product: probable ADP-ribosylation factor GTPase-activating protein AGD5
Exons: 11
Coding region: 180-1631 (483 amino acids)
Molecular function (GO): GTPase activator activity
Source: RefSeq, a predicted model, not a curated record
AGGCGAGACGAAAGGCUAGAGAGAGAAAAAAAACAAUUAAAAAAAAAUCACUCUAGAGAGAGAGAGAGAGAGGAGAGAGAAAAGUGCGUUGAAAGACCAAUCUGACCUCCGUGUCCGGCUGUUUCUUCCUCCUCCUCCUCCUCCUCCUCCUCUCUACUCCGCCCCCUCCCCGUUUCAUCAUGAAUGAGAAGGCCAACGUUACCAAGGAGCUCAACGCCAGGCACAGAAAGAUAUUAGAAGGGCUUCUUAAGCUGCCGGAAAAUAGGGAGUGUGCUGAUUGCAAAGCUAAGGGACCACGAUGGGCUAGUGUUAAUUUAGGCAUUUUUAUAUGUAUGCAAUGUUCUGGGAUCCACAGAAGUCUUGGUGUUCACAUAUCAAAGGUACGGUCGGCUACCUUGGAUACUUGGCUUCCAGAGCAGGUUACUUUUAUUCAGUCAAUGGGGAAUGAGAUGGCAAACAGUUAUUGGGAGGCGGAGCUACCACCAAAUUAUGACAGAGUUGGGAUUGAGAAUUUUAUUCGUGCAAAAUAUGAAGACAAGAGAUGGGUUGCUAAGGAUGGAAAACCAAAGUCACCUUCUCGAGUACAGGAGGAAAAGCCUUCUUUGCAUGGGCAGAGGCCUGCAGAAAGAAGUGGGUCAGGGUAUUCAGGUCAUUCUGAAAAUUUGUUCGAGGAAAGGAAGAGAGUUCGAUCUCAUAUUGUGAAGGAGAGUAUGCCUGCCUCUAGAGUUACUCUUCCGGUUCCUCCCAGAGGACCUGAACAAGUUGCUCCAGCCCCCAUACCACGCCAAGAUCCAAAACCUGAACCAGUUGUACAGCAAGCCGAAGCAACGAAACAGACUACAAAUGAUGCCCCGGCUGUCUCUCCUCCAAAAGUUGAUUAUGCUACUGACCUCUUCAACAUGUUAUCCUUUGAUAGCCCUUCCUCUGAUGGUUCAGUAGCAGUUUCUACAGAUGAUAGUGCAUGGGCUGGCUUCCAGUCUGCUGAAGAAGCAUCAUCAGCAGAGAAACCUGGUCCAGCUAAGCCAGCUGAAGCCAUUACCCAACCCUCUUCUGGAAUUGAGGAUCUUUUCAAAGAUACAACUUUAGUUUCACCUGCUUUAGUUCCCGAAAAACCUUCGAAAGAUGUUAAAAAUGAUAUAAUGAGUCUUUUCGAAAAGUCCAAUAUGGUCUCUCCAUUUGCUAUGCAUCAACAGCAACUUGCCAUGCUAGCUCAACAACAAUCACUUCUCAUGGCUGCUGCAGCUAAAUCAGCUGCUGGGGACACAAAAUUUAGCAAUACUCAAACCUCUGUCCCCAAUGGCACCAAUGUUCCUCCUCAAAGUUGGCCAAAUGUUGUCUACCCGAUUCCUGGAUUGAUGAUGCAAAUAGGUGCCCAGGGUGGGCCGACAACUACAGUGCAGAUGAUGAACAGGGGGCUGGCAAAUCCAGUUGGGAGUUCUGUUCCAUAUCCAACAUCUAGCCUUUAUAGCCUCAGCCAAGUUUCUUCAGUGCCAGCUAAUGGCGUGACCCCCACAGCGAAAAAUAAAACUCAAUCGUCUGCGUCGAUACCAUCAGCGACUCCUUUGCAGUCGCAGUCAGGAAAAGAGUACGACUUCUCGUCUUUAACACAAGGUAUGUUUUCAAAACAUUAAACACUGGUGUUGGAUUAAGGAUGAUUAUGAUGGUGGGAUGAUUUGGUUGGUGGUAUACCAAGAAAGUUAAGUCGCAGAAAGAUUAGAAGUGCCCAAUUUUUCCACCUGUAGUGGGGAUUGUAAACUAUAUUACUUGUAGAGAGGCAGUCUCAGUAUUCAUAUUUUUAUAUUGUUUGUUCCUUUUCGAGUGAGUGAUUUCUUCAUUUGUAUUAUUAUGAGUAGCUGACCAAUAAAGAAGGGAUUAGAUUAAUAUGAUUUUAUCAUCUAUACCA